UUUUGAAUCGGAACAGAGUUGCUCUCAAUUAUUAUCGACGCCUGGAAACGUCAUCCACGUAUUUCUCUCUGGUAAAAUUUGCAAGUUUCAACAUCCGAGCUCGAAAAAAAGUUAACCAACUGGAAUCAUAAUGGAGCCUCACACGGGCGCAACUUGUGACGGCUGCGACCUUUGGGGCAACGGAAUAACUGGCUGCCGCUUCAAGUGCUUGCAGUGCGCCGACUUUGAUUUGUGUCAGAGCUGCUAUGACGCCAAGGUGGUGAAUGGGCCGCACAAGUCGGAGCAUCCAAUGCAGUGCCUGCUGGACGAGGAUGCUAAGAAGCUGUACUUUGCCGGGGAGCCAAUUCCCUAUCUGAACGCCGAUAGCUUCACUUGCCCCAUUUGCGGCUCCAUGGGCCAUUCGUACUUCGAACUUGUGAAGCAUGUGGUUGCCCAGCACAACGACGACCGCAGCGACGCCAUCUGUCCACUGUGCGUGGCCGUGCCCAUGGCCCCACCCGGCCGCUUGCUCAACAUUUCGCAGCACUUUCGCCGUCAGCAUCGCGAACCGUCGAGCAUUCGCGCUGCCGUUGCCAGUGCAGAGGAGGAGUCGGGAAUAUCCGACAUUGCCGAUCGCCUCUCCCGUCACUCUUUAGGAGAGGGUGCGCGCUUCAGACUGUCACAACGUCGUCUGCACGUCCGUAUCGCUCGCAUGAGGCCAUCCAAUCCCUUGCCCCCCGAUACUAGCAGCGAGGAGGCGGACUAAGCUGCCUAAGCAAAUCUGUUCCGCUGAAGAUGUGGAGGAUUGCACAUAUACCUACAGAGAUCAACGCACACCACCUACACACAUACUAUGCAUAUGUAUACGGAUCCACUGUCUCCACGCACACAUUAAUACAGAUACACGAACACUACAUAUGCAUACAAAUGAACGCCGAAACUGUGCUCAAAAGCUGGAAAAAAAAAAAAAAAAAAAAAAAAAAAAAAAAAACACAUACACAUACACAAACACAUACCAGGAGAUACACUGCCCCAAAAGAACUCACAAAAUUCUUGUUUCAGACAUUCCUUAAAAAAUUGUAUCACAUGACAAUUAUUACACUGUGCCACAGAUGCUUUGUACUUCACAUGAGAGCUUGCGUUAGUAGUAGUAAAAAAGUCCUAAAGAAUUAUAAAAAA
Molecule: messenger RNA, 1158 nt
Organism: Drosophila miranda
Lineage: Eukaryota; Metazoa; Arthropoda; Insecta; Diptera; Drosophilidae
Product: E3 ubiquitin-protein ligase KCMF1-like
Exons: 2
Coding region: 131-745 (204 amino acids)
Biological process (GO): synaptic signaling
Cellular component (GO): plasma membrane
Molecular function (GO): zinc ion binding
Source: RefSeq, a predicted model, not a curated record